AUGUCUGACAGAGAGCCCAGUGCCCGCGGUCCCAGGGACCUGGAUGGCCCCCUUCGCGAGCCGAGGCCCCAGCCUAUCGAGCGGGUGACGGAUCAGCUCGAGACCCCUUCGCUCGACGACAGAACCUACCGUGUCAUUCGCUUGUCCAACAAGCUUGAGGCCCUGCUGGUCCACGAUCCAGAGACAGACAAGGCCAGCGCCGCCCUUGACGUCAAUGUCGGAAACUUCAGCGACGAAGAGGAUAUGCCCGGCAUGGCCCAUGCCGUGGAACAUCUUCUGUUCAUGGGCACCAAGAAGUUCCCUGUAGAAAACGAAUACUCCCAGUACCUCGCCUCCAACUCUGGCAGCUCAAACGCAUACACGGGAGCAACCUCCACCAACUACUUUUUUGAUGUCUCUGCAAAGCCUGCCAACGACCAGGAGCCCUCGGCCUCGAACCCCUCCCCCUUCAAGGGUGCGCUCGACCGCUUCGCCCAGUUCUUUAUCGAGCCUCUCUUCCUCGAAUCGACCCUGGACCGAGAGUUGCGCGCCGUCGACUCCGAGAACAAGAAGAACCUGCAGAGCGACCAAUGGCGACUGCACCAGCUUGAGAAGAGCCUUUCCAACCCCAAGCACCCCUUCUGCCAUUUUUCGACCGGCAACUUCGAGGUUCUCAAGGCCCAGCCAGAGGCCAAGGGCGUCAAUGUUCGGGCCAAGUUUAUGGAGUUCCACGAGAAGCACUACUCAGCGAAUAGGAUGAAGUUGGUGGUUCUGGGACGGGAGCCUUUGGACGUUUUGGAGGACUGGGUCGCAGAGUUGUUUGCUGGGGUCCCCAACAAGAAUCUGGUGCCGAACCGCUGGGAGGCCGAGGUGCCCUUCCGCGAAAGCGAGCUCGGUGUACAGGUGUUCGCUAAGCCGGUGAUGGACUCGCGCGAACUGAACCUCUUUUUCCCGUUCCUCGACGAGGAGAAUAUGUUCGAGUCGCAGCCCAGCCGAUACGUCAGCCACCUGAUCGGCCACGAGGGACCUGGAAGUAUUAUGGCCUAUGUCAAGGAGAAGGGUUGGGCCAACGGUCUAAGUGCUGGCGCAUACCCAGUCUGUCCGGGCACCCCUGGUAUCUUUGACUGCCAGAUUCGCCUGACCGAGGAGGGCCUCAAGAACUACAAGGAGAUCGUCAAGAUCUUCUUCCAAUACGUCUCUCUUCUCCGGGAGUCGCCGCCCCAAGAAUGGAUCUUUGAUGAGCAGAAGGGCAUGGCCGAUGUAGACUUCAAGUUUAAACAAAAGACGCCAGCAAGCCGCUUCACCAGCAAGACUAGUGCCGUCAUGCAGAAGCCGCUCCCGCGCGAGUGGCUUCUCAGUGGAUACAGCCGGCUGCGAAAGUUCGACUCUCAACUGAUUGACAAGGGACUGGCUUGCUUGAGACCUGAUAACUUCCGUUUGACCAUCGUGUCGCAGAAGUUCCCUGGUGACUGGGAUCAGAAGGAGAAGUGGUACGGCACCGAGUACCGCCACGAGAAGAUUCCCGACGACUUCAUGGCGGAGAUCAAGAAGGCUGCCUCGAGUUCCGCCUCCGACCGGCUCGCAGAGCUUCACCUCCCCCACAAGAACAACUUCAUUCCCACCAAGCUUGAGGUCGAGAAGAAGGAGGUCAAGGAGCCGGCAGUGGCGCCGCGUGUCGUCCGAAACGACAGCAUCGCUCGGACGUGGUUCAAGAAAGAUGACACAUUCUGGGUGCCCAAGGCGAACCUCGUCAUCAGCUGCCGGAACCCCAACAUAUAUUCGACUGCUGAGAAUGCUGUCAAGGCUAGGCUGUUUACCGACCUCGUUAGGGAUGCGUUGGAGGCCUACUCGUAUGAUGCGGAGCUUGCCGGUCUGCAGUACAGUGUCACCCUUGACGCCCGCGGCUUGUUCCUAGACCUCAGUGGGUACAACGACAAGUUGGCGGUUCUCUUGGAGCAGGUUCUCAUCACUAUGCGCGACCUCAAGAUUAAGGAUGAGAGAUUCGACAUCAUCAGGGAGCGCCUGAACCGGGGAUACAACAACUGGGAGCUUCAGCAGCCCUUCCACCAGGUGUCAGACUACACAACUUGGCUCAACUCUGAGCGUGACUACGUUGUUGAGGAGUCUUUGGCUGAGCUGCCCAACAUCACUGCUGAGGACGUCCGCCAGUUCAAGAAGCAGAUGCUUUCACAAUUGCACAUUGAAAGCUAUGUGCACGGCAAUCUGUACAAAGAGGAUGCCCUCAAGUUGACUGACAUGAUUGAGACAAUCCUGAAGCCCCGUGAAUUGCCACGCCCUCAGUGGCCCGUCAUUCGAUCUCUUGUUCUCCCCGCUGGAUCAAACUACGUUUACAAGAAGACGCUGAAGGACCCAGCAAACGUCAACCACUGCAUCGAGGUGUGGCUGUACGUUGGGGAUAAGAGCGACCGCAUGACGCGGGCAAAGACAAUGCUCCUCGACCAGAUGACCCAUGAGCCGGCAUUCGACCAACUCCGAACCAAGGAGCAGUUGGGCUACGUUGUCUUUAGUGGAGUCCGAAGCUUCUCAACAACCUAUGGCUUCCGGUUCAUCAUUCAGAGUGAGCGAACGCCCGAAUACCUCGAGUCGAGAAUCGAAGCAUUCCUCAACCUGUUCGCCAACAACCUGGACUCCAUGUCCGAGACCGAUUUCGAGGGCCACAAGCGAAGUUUGAUUGUGAAGCGUCUGGAAAAGCUUAAGAACCUUGACCAGGAGAGCAGCCGCCACUGGGCCCAGAUCGCCAGUGAAUACUACGACUUUGAGCUGACCCACGAAGAUGCCGCCCAUGUCAAGUUGCUCACGAAGGCAGACAUGGUUGAGUUCUUCCAGCAGUAUAUCAAGCCAGGCUCUGCUACACGCGCAAAGCUUUCAGUCCACCUUCAUGCCCAGGCGGGUAAGUCGACGGAGACGGAAACCAAGGUGAAUGGGGUCAAGAAGGAAGAGGGCGAGGCGACGAGCACGCCGGAGCCAGUCCCCAUCAAAGACACGCCUUCUCCCAUCUGCUUUCGCUACACUUGGAUUUUCCCCGCCGCCAUCCCGGAGCUGCACAGGCAGCUCGCCUUCACCACGUCUUCCUCAAAGAAGAGAAAGCUCUCCCGCAACCAGUCCCGCGACGACCAAGUGCCUAGCACCAGCACUUCCUCCCCCGCCGACACCGUCCUCCCGUCGUGCGAGCCAAACGACGACCCGGCCUUCUCCUUCUCCGCUGCGUCAACCGACGGCCGGUCGACUCCCACCUACGCUCGCAGCGACUCUGUCCCGGCUUCUAGCUUGCCUGCGCGUCUGCAAACCGGCUCUCUUGUCUCCGCCGACUACGCAUCCAGCACCGCCUCGUCGCCCUGCGGUGUCGCCGAUCUCUCCAUCGACAGCGAUCGAGGGGAAAUCUCCGGCCCCGAGACUGGCACUGCGCUGACAUUCCACUCAGCCAGAAGCCGGUCUCCUUUCAACGUCUCCCGCCGAGCCAUCAUGACCAGUGAUGCCAACCCUCACCAACGUUCUUCCUCGCCCUUGAAACGACGUGCUUCCAGCAUGGACCCCGACCCCGACGUUGAGAUGAAGGAGGACGUCGAGAUGACCCCGGCCCAAACCACCGAGGACCCCGAGAGUGCCCCGUCUACCUCCAAAACACACCUGCCCCGCGCCAUGAGCGUCGAUUUGCCCGACAACGCUGCGAACGGUCACUCCGGUGCACCCAAAGACAAGGAUAUUCCUCCGCUGCCAGAGCAGAUCAAGACGAUUCAGACACUUCUCAAGGCUUUCAACGACGAGCCCCCCAAAGCAGGCACUGUUGCUUACAUUGUGUCGAGAUCAUGGGUGGAAAAGGCGCUAGCGCUAGGUGGAGACCCUAAAUUUGCAAAGAAAGAGGCGUCAGACGAGCCACUGGGACCUGUCGACAACUCGGGCGUGAUCCUCGAGGUUCUGAAGCAACCCAAUGGCGAUGACUUUGUGCGGAUGAAGCCUGGCGUCAGCUUGGAGGAAUGCGAACUCUUUCCCGAAGAUGCCUGGACGCUUGUGUCUGAGUGGUAUGGUGUGAGGGAAGGCCAAAAGCCCAUUGUUCGUCUUGCUAUCAACACGGCGACCGACGCUGCAAGCCCUGCCAACAUCAUGUUCGAGCUUCAUCCUCCCAUUUUCACGGUUCACAGGGUCGAAUCGCCUGCCAGUCCCUUCCAGAUUGAUGACGAGCUCAAGGCCAAGGGCCCGUUCGUCUUGGCCCGAAGCUCCACCAUGCCGUAUAAUGCGUUUUACAAGGAGUUGAAGCAGCUCAUGGGUAUUCCCCUUGACCGCAAGAUCCGCGUGUGGCAAGUCUUGCAGAAGCCGACCACGCCAGUUGUGCAGGACCUGUCGCCCCCGUCUACGUUGACGCCGCCCGAGUCACCCAACCCCGACAAGCAGGCCGAAACCUCGGCAGACCCCUGGCAAAAGCUGCUGAUUAGACCGACUGUCCUCACGGCUCUUGCUAGAGACACUGAGCGCGUUCAGGUUACGGCGGAUGAUAGAACAGGCGACGAAAACUAUAACGGCCGGUCUCCCGUGUCUUUCUACGGGCUAUCGCAGGACUGCAUCCUUGUCGUUGAUGAACAGUACAGUGCCAACUCCUGGGUGUCCGGGCUGGGUAAGAAAACCGCCAACGACAAGGUCAUUGCCUCACGAGGUAGCGCCUCGAGCUUGACUACACAAGGGAAAGGCACCAGUAGCCGAAACAGCCCUGCUCCGGGGCCCGUAACCAGAGGUCGGACCCAGCAGAAGAAGCCUGGCAGAGGUCUUGGCGCCGUUGGUCUCCAAAAUCUCGGUAACACGUGCUACAUGAACUCGGCUCUUCAGUGCGUCCGCAGCGUUGAGGAAUUGACAAAGUACUUCCUGACCGGCGAGUACGAGAAGGAAAUCAACAAGGCCAACGCGCUUGGCUACAAGGGACAGGUCGCAAUGGCAUACGGCAAUCUUCUCAAGGAGAUCUACGCGGAGUCAAGAGGCGCCGUAAGCCCGCGCGACUUCAAGAACACUGUCGGCCGCGCGCGCAGCACGUUCCAGGGCUGGGGUCAGCAGGACACUCAAGAGUUCCUCGGAUUUCUCCUCGACGCCCUGCAGGAAGACCUGAGCCGCAUCAAGAAGAAGCCGUACAUUGAGAAGCCUGACUCGACCGAUGAGAUGAUUGGCGAUGAGGCGGCCAUCCGAAAGAUGGCGGAAGAGGUAUGGGACAUCACGCGCAAGCGUGACGACUCAGUUGUCGCGGACCUCUUCACCGGACUGUACAAGUCGACGCUGAAGUGCCCCGUCUGCGACAAGAUCUCCAUCACCUUCGACCCCUUUAGCAAUCUGACCUUGCCGCUUCCCGUGGAGGACAUGUGGAGUAGAACUGUCAAAUUCCUGCCAUUGAACGAUGCGCCUGUACAGAUCGAGGUUGAGCUGUCAAAGCACAGCGCCAUUGAGGGGCUCAAGAAGGCCAUCUCGGAUAAGACUGGCGUGCCUGUGGAGCUGUUACUAGGGGCUGAAGAGUUUAAGGGCAAAUUCUUCAAGGUCUACGACGAUAGCAGCGACGUGUCGGAUGAGAUCCAGUCCAACGACAUCCCCACUUUCCACGAGCUUGAGGCAGCACCAACCAACUAUCCUCCCAAGCAAAAGAAGAUGGGUGCGCCUACUUCUAUGCUAGACAUAAGCGACGAGCCCUAUGUCGAUCCUCUCACCGAGCGAAUGGUCGUCACUGUCCUUCACCGCAAGCGCAAUAACAACAACACCUACCGCAUGAGGUCAGACGAUGUGGCCUCCCCUCCCCACUUCAUCGUUCUCACUCCCGAGGAAUCUCGUAACGAGGACGCCAUUCGCCGCAAGGUCUUGGAAAAGGUGGCGACAUUCUCUACUUGGUCUGAAUUCUCCGAGAGCGACGACAGCACUGAUGCCGACAUGGUCAUCACGUCCCAGUCCGACGCUGAUUCAUCGGGGGACAGUAAGAUUGUCUCCCACUCAGUAGAAGGAGAAGAUGACUUAGUUGAUGUCUCCAUGGUCGCAGGCGGGCAAAAGUCGAAUGGCCGAAAAGCUCUUAAGCAGUUUAACACCACUCGCCCCAAAUGGGUCAACAGCAGCGCCUACCUUCCGCCUCAGCUGCAGAACCUGUUUGAGCUCAGCUUUUUCAACGAGAAUGGUGACUCACCGCUGCCAACCGGUUGGAACUCAGUUGACGACAACAAGAACUUCCGCACUCUGGCUUCUAGGGCACCCGAGACCACACCCGAGGCCAACAGCCCUGGUUCUUCCCAAACCGCUGACAGUGAACAUGAGAGUGUGAGCGAGGAGCAAUCUCCACAGUCGGUCGAGGAGCAGACCCGUAUGGCAGACGAGUCGGAGGAGGAUGAGCCGGUCAGACUCCCUCCCAAGGCCGCUCGUGGUAGAGGCAACCAUAAGGUUGGUGGAGCCCGCCGCAAGUUCAACAAGGGCAACAAGACAUACGGCAAGAAGGGCAACAAGCGUCGCAAUAAGGAGCUGCGGAACAGCAAGGAGCAGUCCUACAACAUUGUCGACGUUGCGCCCCAGCCAUCGCCAUUGGACGAGGCUCCCGGUGGCCCCCUCAUCCGUCUUGGCGAGGGCAUCAUCGUCGACUGGACCGAAGAGUCUUGGGACAUGGUCUUUGGUAAGGAAGAUCGUGACGACGACACUCGCGGCCAGAGGACCUUUGUCGACCCUGAGAAACUUGAGGACCAAGCUCUCGAGCAGAAGCGUAAGACGCGCAUGGCUCGUAAGAAGCAAGGAAUUACUCUUGAGGAAUGCUUGGACGAGUUCGAGAAGGCCGAAGUGUUGUCUGAGCAGGACAUGUGGUACUGCCCACGCUGCAAAGAGCACCGACGUGCCAGCAAAAAGUUCGACCUUUGGAAAACGCCAGACAUCCUCAUUGUCCACCUGAAGAGAUUUAGCAGCUCAGGUUGGCGCCGCGACAAGCUCGACGUUCUGGUCGACUUCCCCAUCGAAGGCCUCGAUCUGCACAAGCGCGUCCUCUGCCAAGAGACGGGUAAGGAAGAGAUCUACGACCUCAUUGCCGUCGAUGACCAUUUCGGCGGUCUCGGUGGCGGUCACUAUACGGCGUACGGACGUAACUUUGUCGAUGGACAGUGGUACAACUAUAACGACACGUCGGUUAGCAAGACAUCACCUGAGAGCGUUAUCACCAAGGCAGCGUACCUGCUGUUCUACCGCCGUCGCUCAGACGGCCCCUUGGGCGGUCCCCGUUUCAAGGAAAUCUUCGACAAGUUCGACAAGGGCGGCGAAGAUGACGAAGAGGGAGACACCAGCUCGGGGGAAGAUCAACGUCUCGCCGGGGGCUCCUCCCUAACUGGAUCGUCGAGACUUGGGACCGGAGCCGAAGCAACUCUCCCGCGCGGAAAUCGUGGUUUGGCUAGUAGCACAAUGGCCACGGUGUCGCGCGAGACAGAGGAUGAGCUCCCGCCUUAUGAAGGCAGCUCGAGCACGAACGUUGGCAGUGAGAAUAUCCAGAACAGCAUCGAAGACGAAGGCAUCGGUAUGACUGACAACUUUGCUGGAUCGAACGGAUUUCAGGCAACACAGACAUGGAACUGGAACUCCCUGAGCUCCAAUGAUGGCCCGGCCAACUCUCUCGGAAUGGAAGGCUACGCCAGCGAUGACGCCCAGCCUGACUCUUCGGACGACAGGGACAACGAUACGGACAUGCAGUUUGACGAGACCCUUGGAGAAUACGGUGAUGCGACUCAUGAGGAAGCGCCACCGCCACCGGAUUUUAGCGCGCAAAUCGGACUCUCUGAGAUCCAAAAUGCGGCAUGGGAGCGUCAAAACAAGGACAAGGUCAUCUCGGUCCCCGCUGUCGAUAACGAUGUUGCUUCCACUGAGGCAGCGGAGAUCCAUCUUGAUGACGAGGCGGACCAGCGCCCUCGGUCCUAG
Molecule: messenger RNA, 7899 nt
Organism: Colletotrichum gloeosporioides
Lineage: Eukaryota; Fungi; Ascomycota; Sordariomycetes; Glomerellales; Glomerellaceae
Product: putative zinc protease
Exons: 9
Coding region: 1-7899 (2632 amino acids)
Biological process (GO): protein deubiquitination; peptide catabolic process
Cellular component (GO): mitochondrion; cytosol
Molecular function (GO): metal ion binding; metalloendopeptidase activity; cysteine-type deubiquitinase activity
Source: RefSeq, a predicted model, not a curated record